This is a messenger RNA of Histoplasma capsulatum G186AR, 4198 nucleotides long. RefSeq names its product p150 dynactin NUDM. NCBI's taxonomy places the organism in Eukaryota, Fungi, Ascomycota, Eurotiomycetes, Onygenales, Ajellomycetaceae. The record is from RefSeq and is a predicted model, not a curated record. The transcript has 3 exons. Bases 92 to 4198 code for a protein of 1368 amino acids.
CACGGCCCUCCCAAAAGCAGCGUGUCCGCUGUUCGGACUACACCCGUUUUGCGUUUGUCUCUGAUGCUCAGUUGGAAGUUCCGCCUCAAAGAUGGGUGAUCUUUCCCCUGGCCAGGUGGUCUGUUUAUCUGAUGGCCGAAACGCAAUCAUCCGCUUCAUCGGCAGUACCAGUUUUGCUCCCGGAGAUUGGAUUGGCGUGGAGUUAGGUGAGCCAACGGGUAAGAAUGAUGGAUCUGUCCAGGGAGAACGAUACUUCGACUGUGAACAUGGCUUCGGAAUGUUCGUCAGGCCCGCUGCGGUCGUCAGUGUGCUAGAACAACCCAAACAAGAGGAACGCAAGACGGGACCAAAAGGAGGUCUACACGGAGCUUCCCAGAGAAGCAGACCGCCGAGCGGCACUGCUGGUAGCGGCCUUGUGCCGAAAAAACAAAGCGUACCUGGCCCAAAUGCUUCUAGGAAACAGAGCACCACCUCCAGCCCUUCGCCGGCUCCAAGGCCUGGAGCUCCAGGCCGACCUCUCAGGUCCCCGACAAAAUCGCCCACAAAACAGUUGUCAACCACUUCCCGAACAUCCACUAUUGGGCCGCGCCCUCCCGCCACUGCUUCGAAACCCCGACAGAGCUUAAGCGGCCGUAAUUCAAUGGCUCCCACUCCUACUCCAGUGGCUGCCAAAGGGCCUCGACAAUCUCUAAUGGGUACAUCAAGCAAAGCUUCCCGUCCUCUCAGUCAACCACCUCGACCUACCUUUACCGGUCCGGCCAAACGGAUUUCCCCCAGACCUACAGCCAGUAGUAGAACAACUAACAUCGAAAAGAUCAGGAGCCCAACGAGCGAGUUGAGUGAGGAAACUGGGGAUACCGAAAUCUCCAACACACACUCCGAGUCAAGUAAACCUACAUCCGCUCCUCGAGUCUCCCUUGCUGUACCGCAACGAUCGGUGUCGGGAACCAAUCCUGUACUUAAAGAAGUGGAAGAUCUGAAAACGAAGUUAAGGGUAAUGGAGAAAAAACGAGUAGAAGACAGGGAGAAAUUGAAAUCGCUGGAGACAUUACGAUCCGAAAGGGAUAAAUUCGAGGUGAUCAUCCAAAAGUUACAAACGAAGUAUCAGCCGCAACAGCAGGAGAUUACCCAGCUUCGAAAACAGCUAAAGGAUGCCAUGGCAAGAGUCGAGGAAGCGGAACGCCUUCAGGCUGAACAUGAAUCAAUUGUCGAAAUGGCAACCCUUGAUAGGGAAAUGGCAGAGGAAAUGUGUGAGGCCAUCAAGGCCGAGUUUGAAGCCCUAAAGGAGAAAUCGGAGGAGCUAGAACUAGAAGUUGAAGUGUUGAGGGAAGAGAAUCAGGAACUAGGCCAAGUGAUGAGCCCUGAAGAAAAGUCGAGUCAAGGCUGGCUCCAGAUGGAACGAACAAACGAGAGGCUUCGUGAGGCCCUCAUUCGUCUUCGCGAUAUGACGCAACAGCAAGAGACUGACUUACGGAAUCAGAUCAAAGAAUUGGAAGGGGAGUUGGAGGAUUUUGCUGCUAUUAAGGCUAAUUACGAGAUAGCAAAGGAACAACUUCUUAUUACUGAAGCAAAUAUGGAGGAUCUCAAACAACAAGUUGAAGCUCUCGGCGCUGAGGACAUGAUUGAGGAGCUGGCUGAGAAAAAUAUGCAGUAUCAGGAGCAAGUGAAUGAGUUGAAAGCGGUGAUUGAAGACCUUGAGAGCCUGAAGGAAAUAAAUGACGAACUGGAAAUUAAUCAUAUGGAGACGGAAAAGCAAUUACAAGAGGAAAUGGAUUUCAGGGAGACUAUCUAUCUUGAACAGGCACGAAGAAUGGCUCAACAGGAUGAGGUAAUUGAGGAUCUAGAGUAUACCUUGUCCAAAUUCCGAGAGCUAGUCUCAAAUUUACAGAGCGACCUCGAGGACAUGCGAGUCUCACAGCAGCUCACAGAAACGGAGUCAACUGAGCUCACUGCACGUUCGAGGGCGAUGAUGGACCUAAACAUGAAAUUACAAGCAUCUGUUUCGAAAGCUCAAACGAAAACAAUAGAAGUGGAGCUAGGUCGUAUGGCAGCAGAGGAAUCGGCACAGCAUUUGGAGAUUAUGAAACUUUACCUGCCUGAAUAUUUCGAGAGUGAACGAAAUCCAAUUCUUGCUCUAUUGCGUUUUAAAAGAGUUAGCUUCAAAGCAUCCCUUAUGGCUACCACUGUACGGGAACGGAUAUCCGAUCCCACGUCUCCAUCCGCCGGACAAGACGUGUUUACAGCAUAUGAAGUUCUCGAGAAGUUAACAUGGAUAGCCUCUCUUUGCGACAGAUUUAUCAAUUUCAUAAAUGGCUGCUCCACCGAAGAAUUCUCUGCUUUUGAAGGUGCUGUGUACGAACUUGAACCAGUGGAACGCAUUCUCAAUUCCCGGAUUGAAGGACUGAAGAAAAAUGAGCUUGAUGAAAAGAAAUGUGCGAUUGAGCUCCAGCGAUCGAUCGCGCUACUUUCACAUUUAGCUGAAGCCCUCAUUCCACCUAACCUGGAGUCGCAUGCUGAUAGAAUUUACAUGCGUUCAGCAAUGACACAGACCUAUCUGGACUAUGCUGCUCUAUCAUUUUCCCAACUAAGAUCGACAUUACAGGCUAGGCUUCCACCUCCAAGUGAUGAUGACGAGGAAGGGCUGUUACUAUAUCAAAAAAUCGAUGCGCUGGGCAACCAAACCCGGACCGGAAAAAUAAUUGCUGGAAAAAUUACCCGGUAUUUGGAUGAUUUGAAAUCAAGGUGCCUUGCAUUGACUGAAGACUGCGCGGAUCCUUUUGAGAAAUGCGAGGGGGCAGCUAAGGAACUCUCGGAACUCGCCAGACAGCUCGGGGAAAACAUAGCGUUACUGACUGAGGAGGAAGGGCGAACAGAGCCAGUCACAUAUGCCGAAAUUACUUCCAAUAUGUCACAGACUGUCAUGUCUCUUCUACAACCGUCCUCUGUUGUGGCUGAAUCUGAUGAUAACAACGCUCUGUCCAUAGCUGCCAGUAAACUUCGCAUUUUGGGAUCAUAUCUUGAGGAGGCUUCUAAUGCUUCGUCUGAUCUGACCCAGACUGUUGAGUUUGAACGCCAUCCAGCCCCUUGGACCCUACGGGCGAAUGAACUUAAGUCGAACAAGGUGAUUUCUCCAGAUGCAGAUGAAGAGAUUCGACGUUUAAAGAACGAAGUUCAUGAGACAUCUACUGCACUCGGCGUCAAAGACAAAGCUUUCGAGGAGCAGACAAUUAAAAUCGAGCUUCUUGAAUCGAGAAUGCGUGACGCUGGGAAGAAAGCAGCCUUGGUUAAGGAGCUUGGGUCUAAAUUUGAAGCAUUGCAAGAGAAGGAACAGGAAUUAAUCGGCAUUGUGGAGAAACAGUCAGCCGACCUACAAAACAUGGAGCGUGAACGAGAUGAUUAUAGAGCUCGACUAGAAAAGUUGAAGCGAGCAUCGGGAUCCACUGGCGUCGUUCUUGGUGCAGAUGGCGUCAUGUCUAUCGACGCAGCUGCAUCUUCCGCCGUGAUGAAAGAAAAUGAAGCCCUGCGUGCAGAGGUAGCGAGCUUGCAAUCCGCAGUACGCUUCCUCCGCGAAGACAAUCGUCGUGCGAACUUUAUGGACCCCUAUUCUGUGCAACGUACAAACCACCUGCGCUCUUGGCUGGAUACUCCCCUUGUUCGGCCCAAGAUCGCUCCCGAAGACAAGCGAGCGGAAUACAAUGCUGCUUCUGAAUGCCAGGAUGUUCUCACGCAUUUACUGAAGCUCACGAAAGAAUCCAAAUUCGUGGAUCUCAGGUCCACUCUUCCCCCAGAUGAAGCAAGCCGCCUGUCGUGGCGGCCGAUUAAGUCCACAACCAGGUACCAAGUUCUACGGCAAAGGGAAGAGUACGAGCAAUGGGCUCAAUGGAAAGACGAUGUCGCGCGGCGUGAACGCCUAAGGGCGCGGAAAGAGCAUAAAAGCAUUAAGAAAAACUCGUAUCACCUGGAUACGGCAGAGAUUCCUGCCGAAAUUUCACUGGCCAAGGUCUCUUCUGACUCUCGCCAGGCGAUGGUGUUAAACGAUGCUGGAGGCCAGAACCUUCCUACCAAAGGCAGAGGAGUCAUGGAUCGUGCAUGGAAAAUCCUGGGGAUGCAGGGAGAUGACGAUUCUCAUGAUGAGUCUGAAUAUGGUGAGCCUGGUGAGUUACUGAUACCCUCGUCGCAAGAUCCUCUUUCAUAUUAG